AGAUCUGGUAAUUUCCGUAUCUCAAAAGCGUUUUCCUCGUGCUAAAAAAAAUGACAAAUUAGAUCUAAGAAGUAAAUGUGAGAUUUAUUAGGAGUUUAGGACUAAUGAAUCUGAACAAAAAUGCAAGAACCAAUUUCACUAAUAGCAAGAACAAAUGUUGACACAUGCAGAUACAAAAAAUGGAAUUAACAAAAGGAUUUGAUUAAUUACCACCUAGUACUUGAGAACUCGAAGAGCUUGCCAGACUUGGAGAAGACAAUGACUGCAGACGGAGAAUCGAAUUAAACUUACCAUCUCCCAUUACAACAGAGCUCUGGACGAGCUUCUUCUGAGAUCUAGCACAGAGCUCAUCUAGAUUUAGCCCUUGUGGAGAAGCGGAGAGGAAUGAGAGUGAGCGUCGCGAUGGGUCGCGGGAAGAAUGAUUCUAGAAGAAAGGAGACGAGGAGUGUUCAAGAGCCGUCUCUUCCAUAGCUUGAUUAAGAAACGUCGCUCAAGGCAUUUGCUAUUUUUUUUUUUUUUAAUUUCAAUAAUACUAAGAGACGGGCUUAAGCAACCCGGUUAACGAUGCUCUUAGACUCUUGUUUGACCGAUAAACCACCAUCUCAUGUUAUUCAAGAGUUUACCAUCAUAAUUCUGUGACACAUCAAAACCUUAACAAAUUGCGAUAUUUUGCACUAACCGGUUGUUCCAUUGAUAGAAGACAUCUCAGCUGUAGGUGGAAAAUCACAAUCAUAUCAUAUAAACUCAUAAUAAAAGUUUACACUUUCAAAAAAUUGAAGUUGUACACUUUUUAAUCUAAAUUAGAUAAUGUUUUCAAUUUUCAAUACCUAAAUCUAUACUAUUAUUUGCAAAGUGAUUUUUCGCAACGGAUUUGCAAAGUGAUUUUUCGCAACGUAGCUCUCACGUUAAAAAUUAGACUGGCUAAAGUCUAUGUUACCCUUAAUAAACAUAUAUAUAUAUAUAUAUUAUAAUUAAAACUAUUUUUAUAUUAAUAAAUAUUAUAUUUUUUUAAAUAAGAUAAUUCUUAUAUAUUGUGUUGUUAUCUUGAAAUAAAUAUUUUACUAAUGUAAAAAGUAAAAAUUAAGAUAAAAAACGUUUUAUAAUUAAAUAUUAAUCAAACAAAAAUAUUUGUAUAAAAAAAUUGGAUGAAUAUAUUUUCUAAAAUAUUUCUAAUCUAAUAUGUGAAUGUUAUAAAAUUUCAACACAAAACUAAGCAUAUAUAUUUUAAUGAAAAUUUUUGUUAUAUAUAAAUAAUUUUAUGUUAGAUUUAAACAUUUUGAAAAGAUAGUAAUAAAUUAUCAUGUUGGUUUUAAAAUUAUUAAAACAUAAAUUUAUAAAUAUUCAAAAUCAGGCCCGCGAGUGCUGGCAAAACACCUAGUUUUCUAUUAUAUGACAUUUUAUAUUCUUCAUAUUGUCUUAUUAUCGAUUGAAUUAUGGCAAUAUAGAUAAUUAAUAAUGUUUUGUUUAGAAAAAUAAAAUUUUAAAAUUUUUAUGUGCAUGAUACUAACCGUCAACUAUUAGAAAAUAGAUUGUGUAUAUAACAUAUUAAUUAGUUAUGGUCCAAAAAUCUUUCAAAUAGUGAGUAGUGACAUUGUUCAAACUUCAUAGUCAACCUACCACAAAGGCCCAUUGUAACCAUUGAGCAACCCCUACCAAAUCUCAGCGCGUCUAGUGUUCCUCUUGUUCUUAUCGUAUCAUCUCCUUUUGAUGACCAUACCAGUAUUGUUUUUUUCCUUUCUUCAGAAACAAAAGUAGAUAGAAUUGUUGCAUUGACCCGAGACCCAAGCCAGUUAAAGCUUGGUCCUCAUGAACCCUAAAGAUCUUAACCGUUCAGUCACCGGGCAUUAUGGUUCAAUAUUACAGCUACACCUCUUUUUCCUACUCUUCUCCGGCCACGCUUCGGCUCAAGCCACUGACGGCGGUUCAGAUAUGUAUGAAGAAAGCUAUGCGUGGGACCCAACCAUGAUGAUACUCAUAAUAGUCCUAGUCAGCGCUUUCGUCGUUCUCGGCUCUUUCUCCAUAUAUUUCCGUAGGUGGCUCGAGCGAGUCAUCGGGAUGAACAACGACCAUUCCGUCCACGCUGGCGGUAACAUGCUUUCCCUCAGCCGCCCCCGGGCGCGUGGAAUCGACGCGUCGGUCAUUGAGACUUUUCCGACGUUCCGAUACUCAAGGGUCAAGAUCAGCAAAGAGGCCCUCGAGUGUUCUAUUUGCUUAAACGAGUUCGAAGACGCUGAAACCUUGCGUUUGGUUCCUAAAUGUUGCCACGUGUUCCAUCCUGAUUGUAUAGAUGCUUGGCUCCAGUCUCACGCCACGUGUCCUCUAUGCCGCGCCAAUCUCGUCCCCGUACCGGGAGAAUUGGUUGUUUCUAUCGAUAUACCCGGUUUAGCCGAUGACACUCCUCGUUCUGAAAUAACCGGUGAGCGGAAUACGGUUUUUGGUUCUCCAGAUGCAAGAUUGAUUGACUCGGUGGCCUUGAACUGUAACCAGAGUAUGCCACGUAGGUCUUUCUCUACCGGAUGGAAUUUAGCCGAACUUUUCACCAAUUUCGGUUGGACCAGUGAACGUGAGGAGAAUCUCGACCGGUUCACGCUUAGGCUACCUCAAGACAUUCACAAUAAGCUCGUGGAACCAAGCCUUUUAAAAGGCCACGUGACGUUUCCUCAGAUGAUGAGUUCAAAGAGAGGGUACAUAAGAACCGGAAGCCUGAACACUGAUGCAAACUAUUUUUACUAUGAACGAUUUGACCUAGAUUGUGUGAUAGACCGUAAACCCUUCUCCAUAACUCCUCCGUACCGGACAUGUUCCUGUUCGAUCAAUACACCUCCAGGUAGCAGUGGUGAUCAGGUGUGUACACCAAGGAGUUUGCUUCUAGCAAUGAAGUCACCGUUCGAUUGGUUGUUUAUUGGAAAGGACGACACUGGUGAACGUUCGUCCGAUCACCUUUGCUCCGGCCAUGAUAGCCCAUCCGUUGACCAAGUUGUAUAAUUGGUUACCUGAGGAAGUCUUACCUUUUUUUUUGAACUAAGGAAGUCUUACCUAUUAUUUUUAUUUUUUGCAUUCUUUAUUUUCAGUUUUAAUGUUGCGGGACGAGAUCCGCUCUUUGUUUUAUUUGUUCUUUCAUUGGUCUAUUACAUAAGAAUUCAUUUCCUCGGGAAUAAAAUAAAAAUCACAAUUAGUAUAUGUGGUCUAAUCACUAAUGUUUAUAACGUGUUCAACAAGAAUGAGUUGAAUCUCAAGUUUAAAGAUCUCACUGAUACAAUUGAAAGAACAGGCUAAGGUAAAAAGGACAAUAGGAUCCUGCUUUAAUAGUAUAGAUUUUAAAAUCCAAUUUUAUUCAAAUCAGACUCUAACUACAAAAUC
Molecule: messenger RNA, 3360 nt
Organism: Brassica napus (rape)
Lineage: Eukaryota; Viridiplantae; Streptophyta; Magnoliopsida; Brassicales; Brassicaceae
Product: RING-H2 finger protein ATL11-like
Exons: 1
Coding region: 1807-2985 (392 amino acids)
Source: RefSeq, a predicted model, not a curated record